This is a messenger RNA of Mytilus trossulus (common blue mussel), 1232 nucleotides long. Its product is annotated as zinc finger protein 569-like. Gene Ontology annotation, cellular component: nucleoplasm. The transcript has 2 exons. Gene Ontology annotation, molecular function: DNA-binding transcription repressor activity, RNA polymerase II-specific; RNA polymerase II cis-regulatory region sequence-specific DNA binding. Bases 240 to 1112 code for a protein of 290 amino acids. NCBI's taxonomy places the organism in Eukaryota, Metazoa, Mollusca, Bivalvia, Mytilida, Mytilidae. Gene Ontology annotation, biological process: regulation of transcription by RNA polymerase II. The record is from RefSeq and is a predicted model, not a curated record.
UGAUUGUCGAAACCUGUGCUAAAAUUAUGAGUUGUCUCCACUUUAUCAACUUUUGUUCUUUUUGUUUACACAAUUUCAGAUUUCUCAUAUUAUUUGCACAUGUUGAUUCUGCUGCAAGCCCAGUCUCCAUGACAACAGAAAUAACUACAUAUGUAUUUGACCUUGACAUUCUGAUAUAAACUAGUUGAAAAGGAUUAGGUAUAAAGGAUUUUUAAGUCCGUCACAGUAAAUUACGCAAUAUGAAUGAAGAACAUUGUGGAAUCGGAGAGAAACUGUUACCAAAAGUAACUCACAACCCUAAUAUGUCUGAGGAAGGGACUGGUUACAGUUCUGAUAUGUCUACAGAAGGGGCUGGUCAGAGUUCUGAUAUGUCUACAGAAGGGGCUGGUCAGAGUGCUGAUGUUCGAGUCCAAGUUGUAUCGGACACGGGUAAAAUACAAAAAUAUUUGUAUAAAUUUAAAGGUAUAAAACCUUAUAAAUGUGGCGUUUGUAAUGAAGAAUUUUAUGAUCAAGCUUCUGUUGAAAGACAUAUCAGCAGCCAUGCCAUUAAAAGACCCAAACGAUUUUUAUGCAGAGAAUGUGGAGCAGAGUUUGACCGGAAAAUUUUACUGGAAGAACAUAAACUACACGCAGACAUUAAAGAGUACAAAUGUAAGAGUAAAAAGUGUAAGAGAUCUUUUCAUACAAAACAAGCAUUAUUGGUACACGACCGGAGAAGUCAUCGGGAUAGACCUUUUCACUGUAGUAUUUGUGAAAACAGUUACGUUACUGUCAUCAUGCUAAAAAAGCACAUGGCUACACAUGAUGAACCACUUUAUAAAUGUGGACUCUGCAGAAAAGUAUUUCCUCAGCCUAAAUUUCUACGGAAACAUAUGAAAGAACAUGCCAACGAUGCCAACGAUGAACAUGGUGCAGAAUCUGGUAAAGUGUACAAUUGUGAUGCAUGCCAAAAAGAAUUCAGCGAAAAAAGUAAAUUACAGGCGCUCUCUGUGGAUAUUGAUAACAAGUCUUUGAAAAUUUAUUUUUGUAACGAUUGUAAGGCAAAGGAGGCGCUUACCCAGGUUUCCGUCAAAACUCCAGAGUGUACGCCUGAAGUGAUCCAAAUAGAUUAAAGUAUCUGUUUAACAGCAAUUGUAAUGUUGACUCGUAAUUCGAGAUAACAUGAUAAAAGUGACAUAAUUUACUUUUAAAUCAAAUGGUAUCAAUAAAAUAUUCGUUCGGUUUCUGUCAAA